AUGGCGGGCGCCGGGUCCGGCGAUGCGGCGAGCGUCCUGGUCGUCGGCGCGGACGCCGAUGGAGUCGCCCCGUCGCUGCUCCUCACCUGUGACCGGGGAUCCAAGCGCCAGUACCUGUUCGGGUGCGCCGAGGGAUUCAGCAGGCUCGCGCUGGAGCACCGCGUGCGGGCCACCGGUAAGCUCCGCGCGUGUUUCCUGACGUCGUUCCAUCCCAACGCGUGCGGCGGGCUGGGCGGUACGUUUCUCCGGCUGAGCGGCGACGGCCACGGGGACCUGCUCGUCGCGGGACCCAGCGGCGUGGGCGCGCACAUCCGGGCGCUCAGGCGUUUCGUGAGGUUCAGACAUCCGCAGGUCACCGCCCUUCGACUCGUGCCUCCGGCCGCGGCGGUCGACGCCGCGGCGAACCCCGACGACGAUCACGUCGCGCAGAGCUACGAGGACGACUCGAUAUGCGUCCUCCCGCUGUUCAAGAGGUUCGAGCACGCGGAUGAGUGCCAGCUGUGCGAGAUGGAGGCGGAGGCCAAGAGGAAGCGCAAGAGGGAGAAAGACGGUGCGGAGGAGGAGGAGGAAGAAGAGGAGGAGGAGGAAGAAGAGGAGGAAGAGGAGGCGACGAAGAAGAUGCCACCGCCGCGUAACCCCACGCCGGAGAACUACUUUCUCGGCUACGCCGUGUGCGUGAAGGGCGCGAGCGACGAUGACUUCGGUCCCACGUUCCUCGUGCUGGACUGCGGCGACGCCGCCGCCGCCAAGGAAGCGGGGGAGCAUCCGACCGUGGGGUGCUGCCUCCUGGGCAAACACCGAUGCGCCGCGGUGUUUCACGCCACGGCAUCGGACGUGCAGAUUCACCCAGCCUACGAUGUCUGCACCUGGCGCUCACCGAGCGAUGCGUUGAGUCGGAGGUGGGCGGAGACGUGCGCGAUCGAACACGGGGACCAUCCGAAUCCUCGACAACACCUGCCGACGCACGUGAACUGCGUCGUCGCCAACGAGGUGGGCUUCAGAGCCGGUGCCAGGACCCUCGCCAGGCUCGAAUGCGUGUGCGGCAUGGCGUUCCCGACGCCCCUCGCGCAUCAUUUCCCGUACAAGCCGCCCGCGACGCCGCCGAAGAUGCCCCCGUUUCCGCAUCCGCGGCGGGUCGACGGAUCGCUUUGCGCGAGGGUUCGCCUGCGCACAGCUAUCGACGAGAAUGAGGAACGGGGAUUUGGCGCUCGGGGGUCCUCCCGCGGGAUCGCCGAGGUCGACCAAACCACGGAACGCCCGGAGGAGCUAGACAUCGAAGCCGUGCGGGACGAGACGCGGCGGCUGAUGCGAGACGCGUCAAUCGCCGAGGUUGAGGGCGAGAGGUUCGACGGGCACUCGCCGGCGACGCAUUUCCCGGAGCUGUUGUUUCUGGGCACCGGGAGCGCGGAGCCGUCUCGGUAUCGCGGCUCGAGCGCGAUUUUGAUCAAACGGGCGGCGCGCUCAACCGACGAGGGCAACGUGCUACUCGAUGCGGGCGAAGGGUGCGCGGGAGCGAUGAAGCGAUACCUCGGUCAUGACGAGGCUCGUAGGGCGAUUCGGGACCUUAAGGUGUUGUGGGUCUCUCACCAACACCCGGAUCACAUGCUGGGCGUGCGAGGGGUGCUCGCGUUGAGACGACCUCAGCAACCCGGUUCGGGGCUAAACCCCGGCGAGGUUCUCACGAUCGUCGGCCCCCUUUCGUUGAAGGAAUGGCUCGAGGAAUCGCCCAAUCCUCCGGGGUUGGCCAGGCCCUGGCGUUUCGUUCACAGCGCGUCGGUAUACGCCGAGGGUUUCGGCGGCGGUCCGUUCAGGACGCCGCAGAGCUUCCCGCAACGACCGCCCCCGCCCCCGCCCCCGCCGAUGCCCCCGCCCCCGCCCCCGCCCCCGCCGAUGCCUCCACCGCACCCGGGUUCAGGGGCGAACGGGUACUUUCUUCCCCGCGUCGCCGACGACACACCCGCGAAAGAAUUGGCUCGGCACGCGGGACUCUCGCGCUUCGAAGCGCUCCCGGUGCGCCACUGCCCCGAAGCCGCCGCGGUGGUCCUCGGCGGCGGCGCCCCCGUGUCGCACGGCGGCCUCGGCGCCUGGCAGAUGGCGUACAGCGGCGACUGCAGACCCAGCGUCGAACUCGCCAGGCUGGCGCGAGGCGUCGACGUGUUGAUACACGAGGCUACGUUUGACGAUUCCUUGGCGGACCAUGCGUUGCGUAAGCGUCACAGCACCACGGGCGAGGCGCUUCGGAUGGCGUCGCAGUGCGGGGAGAGGACGCAGGCGGUGCUCACGCACUUCUCGCAGCGGUACCCCCGCGGCGUCGGCGUUGGAAGCGUGGACGGAGAGGGCGGGACGGGGGCGCCGCCGGUGACGGCGUUUGACGGGAUGCGUUGCCGGUUGGACGAGGUCGGGGUGGUGAGGGAGUGCAUGGGGGGCGUCAACGAGAUGUUCGCGCGGUACGAGCGGGCGCGGGAUAAGACGAUGGACGAGGACGACGUCGCUGGCGCCGUGACGCUCGAGCCCGAGGCGGAGGAGGCGGCGGCGGAGGAGGAGGUUCGAUAG
Molecule: messenger RNA, 2553 nt
Organism: Micromonas commoda
Lineage: Eukaryota; Viridiplantae; Chlorophyta; Mamiellophyceae; Mamiellales; Mamiellaceae
Exons: 1
Coding region: 1-2553 (850 amino acids)
Biological process (GO): mitochondrial tRNA 3'-end processing
Cellular component (GO): mitochondrion
Molecular function (GO): 3'-tRNA processing endoribonuclease activity
Source: RefSeq, a predicted model, not a curated record